Rhizopus microsporus ATCC 52813 is the source of this 562-nucleotide messenger RNA. RefSeq lists its product as uncharacterized. Bases 37 to 342 code for a protein of 101 amino acids. The transcript has 2 exons. The record is from RefSeq and is a predicted model, not a curated record. NCBI's taxonomy places the organism in Eukaryota, Fungi, Mucoromycota, Mucoromycetes, Mucorales, Rhizopodaceae.
CUCUUUUAUAUAUAUAUAUAUAUAUCAUAAACAUUCAUGCGAACCCUUCUUCUUUUACUGCUAUUUGCCAUUGUUUACGUCGCAGCAGAAGGCCUUACUACCUACAUUGUCGCCUUUAAGGACAAUACCAGUCAGAAAGAUAUUGAAAAGUUUAAACAAGACGUCAAGAAAGCAGGUGGAACGAUUAAAGAUGAAAUCAACUUGGGGAUAAAAGGAUUGAUCAUUUCUUUACCUAAACCAGUCGAGGGUGCCUCUCUUGAAGCCUUGGGCACCAAUGACAAUAUUGAUUUUAUUGAGGAAGAUAGGACAUUUCAAAUCGAAGAACCCGGAUUUGCUAAAUAAUAAAAGGUUAAUUUUUUUAUACCAAUUUACUCAUCAUUAUCAAGUAUAUACACACACACUCAUUGACAUCUUUUUCACCGAUGCUUAUACGGUUAAACAAUUUUAUUUAUUUAUUUAUAAAAUAUAAAGGCCACAAGGAGCACGUAAUAUUUUUAUUAUAUCGUUUUUGCCCUGGGCAGUUCAAGUUGUGAGGCAGUAUCUAAAAAUCCUUCUGGGCUCG